AUGGCCUCCUCAUCGACUCUCGCCCUCGAGCUGACACCGGGCAUCCACCUCGUCACCACCGCCACUUGCGACAACGCCUCCUCUGACCCCAUCCCAUUCAUCAUCGACGGCAUAAUCCACCUCCACGUCGCGUGCAUCCUACACGACCACACGCUCGCCGCGUUCCUUCCCCCGCUAUCACACUCGCAGCUCUACCAAUGGUGGGAGAAGCGGCUCGGCGAAGUCUCCGCCAACGAACGGCAUAUCAUAGUGUCCGUGUCCAAUGUGUCCGAGCGGACGACAAAUCUUGGUCUCGCAGCACCGUGGGCUGCCGAGGGCAGGGGCUGGCCUGUCAUUCGCGUGCCCGCGGAUGGGCACGGGGUUCCCCAAGCGGCAUCGGUCGAAAUCUCCGGCGUCGUCUCCCUCGCCACGCCGUUCUCCCAGACGGGCCCGUUUCGCGCGGAAGUCCAAAAGCUGUUUGUCCACCCCAUGCACCGUCGGCAGGGCAUUGCGCGGGCGCUGAUGGCUCGGUUGGAGACCGUGGCGCUGGACCACGGACGGUGGAAUCUCAUGCUCGACACGGAGGUCGGGUCCGCUGCCGAAGACGUAUAUCCGAGACUCGGGUAUGAGAGGCUCGGCGUGGUAAGGGGGUACGGGUACAGUCCCCUGGAUGGGAGAUUGGUGGAUGAAGUGUGGUAUUGGAAGGAUUUGAGGAAGAUGGGCCGUCUGGUGGAGGAGGAGGGGAGGGAGAAGGAAUGA
Cladophialophora yegresii CBS 114405 is the source of this 738-nucleotide messenger RNA. RefSeq lists its product as uncharacterized. Lineage: Eukaryota; Fungi; Ascomycota; Eurotiomycetes; Chaetothyriales; Herpotrichiellaceae. The record is from RefSeq and is a predicted model, not a curated record. The coding region runs from base 1 to 738 and encodes 245 amino acids. The transcript has a single exon. Gene Ontology annotation, molecular function: acyltransferase activity, transferring groups other than amino-acyl groups.